AAUUUUAUUAAAAGAAAUUUCUAUUUAAUAAUAUAAAAUAAAAAUCAUGACGGAACCGAUUACAGUAGUUACAAAUCGAGUUUGUCGUAUUUGUUUAAUUCCGAACGGAGAAUUUUCGGAUAUCUACAUGUUUUCAGCUGCUAUAAUGGAAUGUGCACCAGUAAAUAUUGCACCUGGAGAUGGAUUACCUUCAUUAAUUUGCGAAACUUGUUUGAAUCGUUUACAAGCAGCCCAACAGUUUCGUGUCCUUUGUAUUCAGUCCGAUAUAACAUUAAGACGAAAUGGAGGGCAAGUUACGACUAAUUAUCCAACAGCAAAUACACCUGCAACCGAAAAUACUUAUGUUGAAUUUACGAACGAAGAGAUUUCGAAUACUCCGAAACUUGAAAAUGAUUUCAUGCAAGACGAUAAUGAUUUUAUUUUACCAACAAUAGAAGAUUCAUCAGCCGAAACUAAGCCUACAAUGACUACACCAGCAACCACAAAAAAUAAUAAUAGACCAACCAAAAAAGUAACAAAUUAUAGACCGUCUAACGCAAAACGUAGCUUUAUUUGUAAUUAUUGUUAUAAAAGUUUUGCACGUGCUUACGACUUAAUUAUCCAUAAAAAAGUGCAUACGGGUGCAAAACCAUAUAUUUGUAAUUUUUGUAUGAAAAAAUUUGGCAAAGAAAGUGAUUUAAAAAAACAUAUCCGACGUAUGCAUAUGGGUGAACGUCCCCAUAAAUGUGGUGUCUGUAAUAAAAGUUUUCUAAAAUUAUGUCAAGUAACUGUGCACAUGCGUAAACAUACCGGUGAAAAACCGUACAAUUGUGAAGUAUGUAAUAAAAAAUUUAUACAUAAGUUUAGCUUAAAAACUCACAUGUACUCGCAUACCGGAUUAUAUCCGUAUGUUUGUGAUGUGUGUAGCAAAGGUUUCAAUCAUACAUAUGCCUUAAGUUUACACAUGCGUAUUCAUACCGGUGAAAAACCGUUUGGUUGCGAUAUGUGUUCGAAACGAUUUGCAACCGUUCAUAAUUUAGCAACCCAUAAAAGAGUUCAUUCUGGUAUUAAACCAUUUGUUUGUGAGAUUUGCAAUAAACGAUUUAGUCAAAAACCAAAUUUAACAACUCAUUUACGUGUUCAUACUGGGGAAAAACCAUUUAAUUGUCAAAUUUGUGCAAAAGAUUUUACAUCACGUGCAAUUUUAACACAACAUAUGCGUACACAUACGGGAGAGAAACCGUAUUCUUGUAAUCAAUGUCAAAAAGCCUUUAAUGAUCGGGGUAGUUUACGUAAACAUACGAGAAAUCAUAGUGGUGAGAGACCAUUUUCUUGUGACACAUGUAAUCGAAAGUUUACAAACAGUCAUAAUCUUACAAAGCAUCAGAAAACACAUCAAAAACAGCAAGAACAAAAACCGGCAGUAACUGAACCAGCACCACAACAAGUUGUAGAAUCUACACAAGUUGUGCAAGCUGUUCAACAAGUUGUAGAAGUUACAACAGCUACUCUUACUCAUGUUCAAGUGAUUCAACCAGAUGUGUACAAUUGUGAAGUUUGUUUUUCGAAGUUUACUGAUUCGAAUAGUUUAAUGAAACAUAAAUAUUGUCAUAGAGAGUUCUUCAAAUAUUGAAAGAACUCGUUGGAAGUAUAAAAAGGAUUACUGCAAUAAAUUUAAAUAGUAAAUAAUGAAAUUUAUUUUUUUAAUGUUUUCAUAAUAUUUGCUAUCACAUGUUAAAAGUUGUAAAGAGUGGUUUAUUUUAACGAAGGUAGUUGGCCGAAACGGAGGCCCGCCUGUACAUCCAAUAGGGAAUACAAUAUAAAACUUGCUAUUAUGGGAUUUCUAGCAAUUAAUGAAAAUAUCGCGUUUAAACCGUACACCAUUAAGGUACAUAGACUGAACGUCAAACGAUUUUAAGCGUGCCAACAUCUGAAGUAAUUGCUUAGGUCAAAUCCAUCAUGGUGGCGAUGUAAAAAUGUCAAAACAAAGUGUUGUUGUCAUUCAUACUGUAUUUUUUGAUAAAUGUCAUUAGCUGACCCAAACAAUUACCUCAGCAGAUGUUGGCACACCUCUCACUGUACGGAAAGAUAGGCGAUGCUCAGUCUAUGUACUAUAAUGCCAAUGGAUUAAACUCAGGCAGAAGACCUUGAUAAACUGUAACUAUAUCUGCAAGUGAUAUGUGAAAAUUAUCGGCUAACACAUUUAACAUGUUUGUAGACUGUUAAAGGAUAAAGAAUUUAUCUAACUAUUAUAUAAAAAUAUUCAGUAUUUUAUUUAGAAA
Chrysoperla carnea is the source of this 2261-nucleotide messenger RNA. Its product is annotated as gastrula zinc finger protein XlCGF57.1-like. Bases 47 to 1612 code for a protein of 521 amino acids. The record is from RefSeq and is a predicted model, not a curated record. NCBI's taxonomy places the organism in Eukaryota, Metazoa, Arthropoda, Insecta, Neuroptera, Chrysopidae. Gene Ontology annotation, cellular component: nucleus. The transcript has 3 exons. Gene Ontology annotation, molecular function: zinc ion binding.